Gadus morhua (Atlantic cod) is the source of this 9972-nucleotide messenger RNA. Its product is annotated as leucine-rich repeat and immunoglobulin-like domain-containing nogo receptor-interacting protein 3. Gene Ontology annotation, cellular component: plasma membrane. The record is from RefSeq and is a predicted model, not a curated record. Gene Ontology annotation, molecular function: protein binding. NCBI's taxonomy places the organism in Eukaryota, Metazoa, Chordata, Actinopteri, Gadiformes, Gadidae. The transcript has 4 exons. Bases 768 to 2633 code for a protein of 621 amino acids.
UAGCACCCCGAGCGAAGCGUGCACUGGGAAAGCGGGAGAGCGAAAGGCAACAGCUACGGCAGCAACAGAGCCAGUACACUCCCCUUCUCUCUUCCCUCGUGAUCUGGGCUCCGCGGAGGAGGGAGGCAGAGGGCACCGUGCCCCCCUGCUGAGGAGCACCGUCUCUGGGGACCCAACCCCGCACCAGCCCCUCCUGUGCCUGGAUCAGCUCCGGCUUUUUUCUGUUGUUGUGGAUAACGAGGAACGAGGCGUGAGAGGAGGUGUGUGUGCGUGUGUGCGUGCGUGAGUGCGUGCGUGUGCGUCCGUGUGCGUCCGUGUGUGUGUGUGUUUACACGCAAGCCACUGAGUGGCGAGGAGAGCGCGACAGAGAUAGAAGAGAGUCAGAAUCCGAGGAGGAGCGAGCGGAACGAGUGGAGAGAAAGGCAAACGGGGAUGAGUGGCAGGUUUGGCACGGCUGCCGAUGCCAGGGUCUGAGCGUGAGGGAGGCAGGAACAGAGAGGAGGAGAGAGAGGGAGGGCGGCGCUAGAGAGACACACAGAGCGAGGGGGAGAAGGAGAGAGAGCCGAGGAGUUGAAGGCUGGCACGCUUGGAUUCGGCACUGGCAACUUAUGUGCAGACGGCGCGGGGAAGACAGAGACAACACAGACACACACACUUUCCCACCGAGAGCCGUGCCAAUGAGGAGGAACCGCAGACCACACUCCAGUCCCGGGUGUAUGGUGCACUGACCCUGCCUGGGAUAGGCAAGGAGUCAGAGGACCCGGGCCAUGAUUGGUUCCCCUGGUCCUGGCGGCCGUGGCGUUGAGCCCCGGGCGGGGCGGUGGCAGUGGGUCGUGACCUCCCUCCUGGUGACCGCCUCCCUGCUGAUGCCGGAGGGCGGCCUGGCGUGCCCGCCGCGAUGCGAGUGCUCGGCCCAGCUGCGGUCGGUGUCCUGCCAGCGGCGCCGCCUCACCGCCGUCCCCGAGGGCAUCCCCACGGAGACCCGCCUCCUGGACCUCAGCAGGAACCGGCUGCGCGGCGUGCAGGCGGCGGACCUGGCGCCGUACCCCCGCCUGGAGGAGGUGGACCUCAGCGAGAACCUCAUCGUCACCCUGGAGCCCAACGCCUUCGCCAACCUGCAGAACCUGAAGGUGCUGAAGCUCCGGGGCAACCAGCUGAAGCUGGUGCCCAUGGGCGCCUUCGCCAGGCUGGGGAACCUGACCAGCCUGGACCUGAGCGAGAACAAGAUGGUGAUCCUGCUGGACUACACCUUCCAGGACCUGAGGAACCUUAAACACCUGGAGGUGGGCGAUAACGACCUGGUCUACAUCUCCCACAAGGCGUUCUCCGGCCUGCUGGGCCUGGAGGACCUGACGAUAGAGCGCUGUAACCUGACGUCCAUCUCGGGCCCCACGGUGUCCUACCUCCGCAGCCUGGUCACCCUGCGGCUGCGCCACCUCAGCGUCGCCGCCCUGGAGGACCAGAACUUCCGCAAGCUUUCCAACCUGCGCGGCGUGGAGAUCGACAACUGGCCCUACCUGGAGCACGUCUCCCCGCAGAGCUUCCAGGGUCUGGACCUGCGGUGGCUGUUCAUCACCAACACCAACAUCACGUCGGUGCCCUCCGCCUCCUUCAAGAACCUGGUGCACCUCACCCACCUCAACCUGUCCUACAACCCCAUCAGCUCCCUGGAGCCCUGGGCCUUCAAGGACCUGCUGCGGCUGAAGGAGCUGAUCAUGGUGAACACGGGCCUCAUGACCGUGGAGCCCCACGCCCUGGGCGGCCUGCGGCAGAUCCGCGUGCUCAACUUCUCCGCCAACGACCUGCAGACGCUGGAGGAGGGCGCCUUCCACUCGGUCAACAGCCUGGAGACGCUGCGGGUGGACGGGAACCCGCUGCUGUGCGACUGCCGCCUGCUCUGGAUCCUGCAGCGGCGGCGCACACUCAACUUUGACGGCAGGGUGCCGGUGUGCGCGGGCCCCGCGGAGGUGCAGGGCCACAGCCUGAGCACCUUCACCGACUCGGCGCUCUUUGAUCACUUCACCUGCCAGAAGCCCAAGAUCCGCAACCGCAAGAUGCAGCAGGUGGUGACUCGCGAGGGCCAGCCCGUCAGCUUCCUGUGCCGCGCCGAGGGGGAGCCCGUGCCCGCCAUCAUCUGGAUCUCCCCGCAGCGGCGCCGCAUCACGGCCAAGAACUCGGGCCGCAUCACGGUGCUCCCCAGCGGCACGCUGGAGAUCCGCUACGCCCAGCUCACCGACAGCGGGACCUACAUCUGCAUUGCCAGCAACGCCGGCGGCAACGACACCUACUUUGCCACGCUGACGGUGCGCGGCCAGCCCCUGGACACCGCCUCCGCCUUCUUCCUCAACCGCUCGCUGUACGCCGGCGACUUCCUCAACGACACCGACCGGAACGGCACGCGCGUGUUCCUCAAGUUCACCCUGGACCUGACCACCAUCCUGGUGUCCACGGCGAUGGGCUGCAUCACCUUCCUGGGAGUGGUGCUCUUCUGUUUCCUGUUGCUGUUCGUGUGGAGCCGGGGACGCGGCCAACGCAAGAACAACUUCACAGUGGAGUACUCUUUCCGGAAGUCAGAGCCAGCGGUCGGCGGCACCACCAGCGGCGCCCGGAAGUUCAACAUGAAGAUGAUAUGAAACAACGCGGCCAGGGGUCCCUCGGGGGAGGCGUGAGCACGUCCCACACAAAACGUGUUUGACAAACAACAAGCGCACACAGCUGCUGACUCGCAAAUGUCUGUCUUUUGUCUGAGCACGCUCAGUAGGUGGCCCCUACUUGAAUUUGUCAAACCAUGAGUCGCGGUUGGUUUGAGUUGUGGAGGACUCGUUUAAAUCACGCUGACUGCACUGCCUCUCACACGCUUAUUCAGCUUGUGGUUCAUCAACAAAGGGUGAUGAUGAGGAUCUGCUAUAUAGAUUUGUUUCAAACGUUUUAGUCGGAUAAGUAUACUACAAUUUUAGAGUCAUAAGAUAAGUUUAAUUUGGCAUGCUAACUGGGCUUUGGAUAGUGGUGUCAUGUCAUGUCUUACACUCCAAUGACAAAACAAACAAAGGCUUUUGUUUCUUUUCUGGGUUUUUCUAAAUUAGCAUGGGGAUUCCAAUUAAAAUUUUAAGAGACAUGGCUACCACCCAGUAAAACAGUUUCACAGCUUUGCUUUUGUAAACUCCUGCCUUGCUCGAGAUCUUUGGCAACAUUUUGAGACACUUCAAUUAUAGAGUCCCGUGGGCUUAAACACGAAUAAAAGACUCCCUUUUGUAAGACGGUUUGAACAUGUCUCCUAUAGUAUUUCUAUAGCUGAUCUACUGAGCGGGACCGGUCCGCUCAGACCCCUGCUGAAUGGUGAGGAAGGUGGCGUAGGAUCAACGAUGUCCACCGUGGUCGAUUGGGUUGAGAUGCGGCACAAUGCUAGCGGCAAACGUUCCCCUUCCGGCGACCGAUGGCCCGCCGUCGGAGGCGCGUGUUUGCGACGAGGUGAGCUGUGUGCGUUUGGGACGAGCGCGCCGACCGGCCACGACAAACGAUCCACCGGGGCCCGCGGCAGCCCGUGUCUCCGAGGGGUUUGGUUAGGAAGUCAAGCCCGACGGACACACGGGCUGCCUGGUCGCCGUGGCAACCGACAUAAGGGAGAGCAAAAGGGGGUUGGGGCGGGGUGGUAGGAUCAGUGGUGUGGUAGGGGGGGGGUGGUGGUGGUGGGAGGGGGGGGGAGGUGGUUGGAGGAGAGCGGAGGGGUGGGGGAGAGGGAGUGGCGUUAGCGGUCAGAGGAGAAACGGGGGCGGCGGGGGGGGGGGGGGGGUGGAGCGAGGUAGCAGCGUGACCUCCCUAAGCCUGAUCCUCCGCACCGUUAACGCCAACACAUCCCCCACCACCACCACCACCACCGCUUCCACCACCUCAUCCCCUCAUAACCUUUCAUCCACCUGCCUUUGCUGGCAGUAAAGCGAGGUUUACUCACCCAGUGGCGGGCCUGAUCCCCCAGCCACCCCCCCCCCCCUCAGCCUCCAUCCUCUCCGUGGUGUUGGGGAUGAACUGACCUUCACAGAGCUGCCAGUGGGGGACAGCCUGGGGAGUGUGGAGCGGCCUCAGAGGCACAGAGGAGAGGUGCAGAAUACACUAAGGGGAGACUCACGUAUAAAUACACCUAUUAACACACACACACACACACACACACACACACACACACACACGCAACUGCAUACUCACCUGUCCUUAACGAGCUGAUUAGGUGUCUGAGUACGGGGAAUUUGUGUGCGUACGCAGUCCUCUGCCUCAUCUCAGGACAACAUUAGACCACUACAAUCACCUGUACGUAUACUCACGUACUCAUAGGUAUAAAGUAUAUCAUAAUAUAUAUAUAAAUGAACCGACACUUUGUACAUCAUGACAUUCCAAUGUUAUUGUACGUUGUGGAUGAACGCAUCAUUCUAUGAACAAAAACGAUAAUGUGCAUUUAGUGUGACCAAACAAAGCCAUAGUAUUAGCACUUUGAUGUUUAUUUUUAUAGAGGUAGUAGCGUGCUUCAGUAACGAUCGAUUAUUGCAGCGUGUGUUCUAUCGCCGCCAUAUUGCGAGCCCAAUCUCAGCGUUCAUAAAAGCCUCCGCCAUAGUCAUGUCCUGCACUAAUUAAAACCGACUGACACAGACACACGCAGAGACAUGUGUGCGUAUGAAACGACCGUAUCUCGGCUCUUUUCUUUGAAUGGAAAACGAGCGGCGUCGUCAGCGUCGCACACGGACAGACACAUGCAUACAUUACACACCCCGGUGCCCCGCGGCACGCGUUAAAAAACACUGCUCCUCCCUCUCUGUACCUCUGACGACGCCGGCCGGUCGGUGUGCGAAUGUCUCUGCCCCCCUAGCCCAGUGCACAGCCCCCCCCCCCACCACCCCCACCCCCAACUCACUCACACCAUCCCUCCCCCCACCCCACCCCACCCUCACUGGGUCCUCCUUCGGGAGGGGUCCCUGGCUGGAGACCGCGGAUUUAAAAUGUAAAUGAAGUAGUGUCAACCCUACCCUUGCCAUGGUGCAGUAGUAGAGUUAGGUGAUGUGAUCGGCCCCGCCCCGUUCCAGCGUUACGUUGCUGAUUGGUUGUCUCCUCCCUUCUUAUGAUUAGACAUUCGUUGACUGUUCUCUGUAACCUUUAUAAGCUGUUUGAAAAAAAAAACUCCCCUUAAUAUCCGUUUGGCAUUGGUUCGGUUCUCAACACCCAACGAGUCUGUGUGUGUGUGUGUGUGUGUGUGUGUGUGUGUGUGUGUGUGUGUGUGUGUGUGUGUGUGUGUGUGUGUGUGUGUGUGUGUGUGUGUGUGUGUGUGUGUGUGUGUGUGUGUGCGUGCGAGAGCAGAGCUUCGUCACAUAUGUUAAAGAGCUAAACAGUGAGUGUCUUGCCGUCUGUUCGUCUAGUUUUUCUGUAUGAGUGUUGUAGGCCUACUUAUGGUUGUGUGUGUGCGCGUUCGUGUGUGUGCCAGAUGAUUGUUGUUUUGCAUUUGUUAGAGGGCUUAACUGAAUAAAGCAGUAGAUAAAUUAAAACGUUAGCCACAAUAUAAAUAACUAUUGCGCCAACAAUAUGUGUAUCAUAAGGAAAAUUGUAUGGAAUAAGGGUAAUAAAGCACAAACAAUAUAUGUGAAGGAGUAAAGAUGAGUAAUCGGCUAAUAAUAAUUGAGUUGUGUCCAAAUUGUGCAAUUAUAUACAGUUAAAGAACUGCAUAUAAAAAAUAGCCAACCAUUUUGGCUCUGUUUGUAUGUGGUGUUGAGAACAAUAUGGAGCCCUAAUGGACCUUCCCCCUUUCCCCUGAAAAUAUCCCUUCGCUGUUUCAUUCCGUGCUUCUCAAUGGACAAAAAAAGUAGGGUGUUAGAAGACAGUGAAGAAUGUCUUUUGUGAUUAUCAACGGUGUUGUCGUGUAAACCAUCAACCACAGAAGCAUACAGGAUGUUUUUGAAAAUGUAAUGUUUUUUUUGCAAUCCUCUUAUCUUUUCUACGACCUCUGUGUACUCCUUGGCUUCCUCUUCUGUUGCCUCUCCCCCCUAUGUGCCCUUGUAGUUUCCCAGUGUCGGAGUGGGAUGUGGUGGUGUGGUGGUAGACACGUGUUCUUUGUGGUCGGUCGUUGUGUACUGUCUUGUCUUUCCUUGUGUUUUGGUGCGGCCGCACGUGGAGCAGGCUCAACAACAUGUCAGGAAAAAGAAAAAGAGGAAGGGGUGACCCAGGUUCCCUUAAAAUAAUACCAUCGGUUCAUCGCCAUCAAAAGCCCCGUUCCCGAGGAGUGGAUACAAUCUGCAGGCAAAGUACGCUCUGCGACCCUCUCUGGAUAGGGAAACUGUAUCUACUCCUCCCCCCCCCACACACACACACACACAUAUACACACACACACUUGUUUAAUUUCUGAAUCCAUAAAUGUAAAUAAAACAUUAUAUUAUCUGGAGGAGUGUAGUGCUGCAAUACUGUGACUUCUUUUUUAAACACCCAAACUUACUUCCUUCCGGCUUGACCAAGAAAACCAGUCAGUCAGUCCAAAUCUGCCUUGUUAGGCUGGUCAGGGUUUGAGAUAAGCAUGCCCAUUUAUUCAAACCCACAAGUCCUUGAAAGAUGGAGGAACUCAGUUCAUUGGAAGGGAAAGAUAAAUAAAAAGGACAAAAAAACAAGCGGUUCUUUGAAGUGAAUUCAGCCGGGCCCUAUUAGGCCCCCUCUACUUCCCUCCUCCCCGUGGGAGCUUAUCAAAUAUUAAAGUAUUUUGAUAAACAUUGUAAUGCUGAAAUUAGACCGUCACCUAACAACCUGUGAACGGUCCUUUUUAAGGGCCAAUAAAAUGAAUAAAAAAACCAUUUAACCUAUCAAAUCGACAUAAAGGAGACUCUUUAGGCUGUAUAUUUCUCCUGCUACAUCAAGGGACCUGAGUCUCAUUCAACCUGCCUGGAGAAGCUCCUGGCUGGGGGGCCCUUCUUGUUUGUCUUUGCCUGACGUUGAUCCAGCGCGCUCUAGACGCCCUAUUUACAACAGCCGUAAAAACAUACUUAUUUGGGGACCUUCUGCUGUGCUUUCAAAGUCUCCGUAGAAAAGAAAGAGACUGAAACAUCAAAACGGGCAGACGCUGAUGAUCGUGGCAUCAUUACCAGCCAAAUGUGAAUAAUUCAUUGCUCGACAUGUAGCGUUUUUGUUUUUUUUACAUCAUUUCAUAGUUAACGAAAGUAGUUACUUGUCUUUUCGAUUGGUAAUGAGGCUUUUAAUGUCCUACCUGCUGUUUACAAGUCUUGAUGACUGGCGCUUUGUGUGUUGCGGUCCAAGAAAGUAGGAUAUUUUUAACCUCAAAUCUGUCAUUCAACAUAAGCCUCAGCUGGAGUCAGUGCUCUCUUAUUCCCAGUAGAUGAAUCCAUCUCUGACUUCUUGUUAUCGUACAGCUGCCAUGUUGAUUGGAUUUAAUCUGAAUGAUCAGAGCUGAAGGGAGCCAUAAUGCAAAACCUGCAUUUGGAGGGAGGCUAAUUCGGUUAUCAAUUGACUUAUUGCAGCAAUUUAUAUCGUAGACCUUGAAAUAUGGGAGAAUCCGAGUGGUAUGCUGUCUUCAUUUGGUGAUCUAGCUUCCUCACAAGCCAAUCAAAUGCCUAAAUAUUGGCUUUCAACAUUCAAUCAUAUUGCAUUGUUGAUAUUGUUGUUCCAUAAAACAUAGGAUAAACAAUUGUCUGGACUUGACGGUGUGACACAAUCAUAGUGUAAAUCAUUAGCUGACGUAUGCUUGCAAUAACAAAUCAUAUUAUGCAGGAAUGACGACAUUGAAAAAUAAAUGGUCAAAUCACAGAAUAUAUCCAGAAAUGCAGGGGGCAGUCACAUCAUGCUUCAUCCAAACCUUGACCAGAGACCAGCAAAUGUAUGGCAACACUGACCCCCCGUGGAGCGGUUCUGUCACCACAGGGACCGAUAGCGGUCCUACCGCGAAGCCAUGACGCUCCUUCAGUGAUUGGCACACACACACACCGCUUUAUAUCCGGAUUGAUUUCAGAGGUUAUCACCUUACUUCCACAGAGAAAAUAUUGACUGUUAGCACUAUUAUUCAGUGGUUCACUGAUUUCUCCAAUAGCCAUAGCAGGACCUGUUUUGGGAUUGAGGUUUUGUUUUUUUGACCCUAGUGACAGUGAGACAGGUGUACUUAUCAGGAAAGGCAUGCGUUCAGUUUAAGGUAAAGCAACUGUGCAGACUGAGACUCAGUCUCGCUGUAGAUAUGUAUCUCUCUUUAAAUGUGUCUGAUGCCUUAUCGGCUUUAUCAACGUUGAACGAUAUGAUCAUAUAGUAAUAAAACGAAUAAUAAUGUCACUCUUUUUUCAUGUUCAUGAACAAAAUAAUGUUUAUAAAAAAAUGUCAUGGCUGAGAGCGGCAAACGAUCAUACCCACCUGACGGCCACACUGCCUCUCUUGUUCGUGAUGCUAGCAGGUGUGAUCUAUGCACGUGUUCCGUGGACAGUCGUUUGUGUCGCCAGACUUCCGGCUACAGCUGUGUUUGGGAGCAAUGAUUGGUUAUCGUGGCCCCCAGAUAAUGACUUUACAUCAACCAAUCAAGUCAGUGGAAAAUAAGCGUGCUGUGCGUUAUUAAAGAUAGUAUUAUAGAUAGCUGUUAAAGAGGUCGUUCUGAAACGAACCUAGGAUAGGAAUUAUGUGUAUUCAUACAAGGACGACCGUAGAACAUAUAUGUCCGUAAGCAUACACGGAGAGAAUCUGUUCUUUGAAUGUGUAAAUUGUAAGGUGUAUGAAUUGAUAUUCUGAGCUGGGCCGUGGGACUGAUCAAUGCGGUAUGGAGAAUGGGAUUAUUAAUGGUAUACAGCCAUUGAUCUGUCUUGAACCGUGUCACUCACUGAUUUCCGAUAGGGUGGGAGUGGGGGUCACAGAAUCCUCGACCUGGUUGGCACUGGUUCCAUAGGUUUCCAGAUUAUCGGUAAUAUCUUAAGGAGAUUACUUUUGUUGUUGUAUUUAUUUCUUGCAAGAUAGUGCCGGAUGAGUUGAUUGGCCCCAGGUCAGAGAUGUACGUGACACGUCCCCCUCCUGUCCUGAGUCACAGGUAGGUCUGUGCUCGAUGGAGCCCUGGAAUGUAAAACAUUGGCAAACAAUUGAAGAAUAUGAUACACCAUUGCCAGUCCAAUUUCUAUUUCAUAUCACUGUCACACUCUAUUCAUAGUCAUUGGUCUAUCUAUCAUUAUAGGCCGAUCUGUCUAUCAAGCUAUCAGCCUAUUUCCUGUCAAUCAAUUUAUAUUUAUCGGAUAUCAGUCAGCCUGCUUGUCAAUAGAUCAAUCUUCAUUUUACUUCUCUCUUUGCGUUCUCAUUUUGGCACCAAUGUCGCCCUAACAAUGCGAUAUGUAGGCCUACUGUAUAUGCAUCUAUAUUUUUUUAGCGUUCUGUUCUAGUUGUGUUGCACACUAGUGGCAGAAUCCUCUCCAUCUCUGACCACUAAUCCAGAAACCUAGGAAUGAGGGUGGCUCCAUUGAAUGCAGACACAGGCUCAAAUACUGGGGUUAGUUGUUUUGAAAUCACACAUCACUUGAUUAUAGCUCCGCGUUUGGACUGGCUCUUACAACAGCAACAAUAAAAAACAAACUGUUUGCAGCAAAUUAAACUAUGACCCAUAAUGAUUCCAGAUCCCCCUGUUGCUGAUCCUUGGUUUUGGAGGGCGGACAUGAUGUACAUAUUAAGAGUUGUGUGAUGUCGUCUGUAUGGACACAGCCAUGUCUGACAGAAGAUUAAAUCAAACAAUGGUUUUGAAUUGUAAAUAGAGUAGGAAUAUUAAUAUAAAGUAGAAUUUCUGCUUCACCAUUCCAGGGAUCACCCGCGUCUUAGCUUAGUCCCAUGGCCGCUUGGUGUCACAUGAAGAUAUUGUUAAUAAUGUAUUUGUCAAUAAAACAUGGAUUGUUUUUUUUUCUAUGUGUGUUUUAUAUACUGUCUGUCUUGUAAGAAAACAAUACAAGAACUCCUUUUCAUCAUAAAAGCAUGUUCCUUCUCCGUCA